CAGCGUCCAGACCAUCCAGGUGAAGUCAUGCUCCGUCCUACCUGCGCGCUCCAGCUCCUCGCGCUCCUGCUGCUGCUGCGCACGAGCAGCUCAGCUGUCCACAAUAACGGCACCGAGUCGGUCAGUCCUCAGCCGGUCCCGGACACCUCGGACCAGCCAGCUGAUGAAAACACGAACCAGGCCAGGAACGGCGGGAGACGGGUCGCCGGCGCUGUGCGUAACGAGCCGGACCAGAGCCAGGUGGACUGCAGGGAGCUGAGGUCCACAAAGUACAUCUCUGACGGCCAGUGCAUCAGCGUCAACCCCAUCAAGGAGCUGGUGUGUGCUGGAGAGUGUCUGCCGGCCCACCUGCUGCCCAACUGGAUCGGGGGCGGAGGCUACAGCGGGAGGUACUGGAGCCGCCGCGACGCUCAGGAGUGGCGCUGCGUCAUCGACCGGACCAGGACCCAGCGAAUUCGGCUGCUGUGCAAAGACGGCAGCACGAGGACCUACAAGAUAACCGUGGUGACCUCCUGCAAGUGCAAACGCUACACCAGGCAGCAGAACGACUCAGAGCACAAGCAGACGCCGGCCCACAGCAGCAGCAGACAGAACAAAAACCAGGGCAAGCCUGGACCCCCUCAGGGGACGGUCGGGACGCCGUCUGACAAUUAAAACCCAUCUACAGUUAUCACUAGCAGCCUCCUGCAGCCACUCCUGCCUGCACCAUGAAUCCUAUGGUUGAAUUACAAGUGUGUCAAUAGUAAGCAAAUAUUUAAGGGCCAGGCUAGAAGUAAAUAAGACGAAGAGCAAAGACUGGUCACUAAAUUUAGAUUAUUUUUAAACAGAAAGUUGUUAUAAAGUGAGUCUAUGGCCCAAAACUCAGUUCAGCAUUUAGACGAAUGAAAUGUUUAGAGUGAUAUCAGUUCUGUGUUGGUCUUGAACACUACCGAAGCUUUUCCACCGUGCUCCUACACCAUCUCUUUAAAAAGCCCACAUACUGUGAAAUACAAACAUGUACCUGGUUCUGCCUAAGGAGCAUUCUGUAGACUUGUUUGGCUUGAAUGUCACAAAUGUUCAUUUAUAAAAAACAGUCCUGAACUUCAGCGGACAGUCUGGACAACAUCUCUAGUUCAACACGUGGUAACUGGUUUAUUCAGUAGGUACAUACACAUUAAACAAAGAUGUAUGACGACUGCUGGAGCUGGGACUUCUAUUGAUGAACAACACCAGCUAUCCACUCAAUCAAAACGAGCAACUCUGCUGUGAUGUCAAGACCUCAGAAGCUCAAGAGAUAGUUCCAGCAUAAAAUAAAACAAUAAGAUCUAUUCUAAAAUGCAGCUAAUGGCCAGUUCUAACAAUGGUGUCGUUUAGGAAAUCCCAAAUAUGCUGUUCAGCAAAUAGAACUGUGGCGUUGGCAUUAGUAAUGGUAAGAGUUUCCCUGUCGAGAAAAAUGGAGGAAAGGUAGAUGUUGUUCCAAUUCCAUUCCAAAAGUGGAGAACCACAACAGCAGAACAAACACUGAUUCUCACCAAAAUGUGGCGUAAACUUAAAAAUGUCCCAUCUGCUAAAACCUACUGGUCCUAAACGUGACUGGACACUGGAGUCUGCGUUUUCAGGUGUUAGCUGAGCUCAGGUUAUUUACACAUUAUGGGUCAAAGUGCAGCCGUGAGGCAGGCUCUGAUUGGCUGACCUUU
This is a messenger RNA of Stegastes partitus (bicolor damselfish), 1676 nucleotides long. Its product is annotated as sclerostin domain-containing protein 1-like. Gene Ontology annotation, molecular function: BMP binding. The transcript has 2 exons. NCBI's taxonomy places the organism in Eukaryota, Metazoa, Chordata, Actinopteri, Pomacentridae. Bases 28 to 654 code for a protein of 208 amino acids. Gene Ontology annotation, biological process: negative regulation of BMP signaling pathway; negative regulation of Wnt signaling pathway. The record is from RefSeq and is a predicted model, not a curated record.